UUUCUACUUUUCAGCACGUUUUUGUGUUAUUUUAUUUUCAAGCUGCAGUUUAAUAACAUAACACUCAGAAAAAGGUUAAGAAAAACGAAUUUAAAAUAACAUUUUAAAGUUCAGUUAGUAGCACUUGCAGACUUUGCAACUCGCACGCAUCUCUCACGGCACGACACACUUGAAUUUAAUUCGCGGUCUCUACUUCCUCUCAGAUAUUCUAGCAUGGUGUAUAGAUUACUCUGCUUUACUCGCAGCGUUCAUUCAAUAUCCAAGAUUUCCAAAAGUAACAAAAUGAAUCUUGAUAAAUGCUACUUUAGAUAUAUUGAGAACCAAGACAAGGUUGAUAUUUGUUUUAUAAUGAAAAUUAAAGAUACUACCAGACAGUUUAAUCUAAAUCGACAUUCGUCUGAAUCAUUACAAACUUUAUGUGGUCGUAUUGCAACAAAUGUGCAAAAGAUAUUGUGCAAAAAGUCUAAGAAAAAGGAUUUAGUUGAUGCCAAUGUGGUUACUGUGAGCAUGUUCGAUGAGAAUAAACAUCCAUUACCACAAGAUAUCUCUUGUUUGAGUAUAUUUGAUUACAAGUCUAAUAUAAAACUAAAAAUAAGUGAACAAGUUUUUGACAUAGUUUUCAAUGCACCUUGGGUAACAAGCUUAAGUUUACCAAAAAGUAUUCUCGUGGGUUUUCCUGUGUACCCAGAAUAUUUUGAGACAAUGUACACUGAUAAAAGCAACUCUUCUUUUAAUUGGUACAGAGGAAAAGGAAAGAAUGAUAAAGGACAUGAAACUUCUGACAUACACAUAAAAUGGGAAUUUUUAGAGAAUAGCUUUUAUUAUAUUCCCAGAUCAGAAGCUGUAGGUAUGAAAUUGAAAUUAGAAUGCAUACCAGGUAAUAGUACUUGUGUGGGGCCAGCUGUAGAAGAAAUAUCAAAAAAUGUUGUUGAAGCUGGGCCAGGUCAUUGCCCCUUUGAGACAAGGCAGUUAUUUACUUCAUCAAAGCUAAAUGAUGAAAGCUUUCGGUGUGUUUCUUACAAUAUACUAGCAGAUUUAUACUGUGACUCAGAUUUUACUAGAACAGUUUUGCAUCCAUAUUGUCCACCAUAUGCGCUUCACAUUGAUUACCGCAAGAAUCUUUUACUCAAAGAGAUUACUGGUUACAAUGCUGAUGUUGUUUGCCUUCAAGAAGUGGGCAAGAAAAUAUUUCUUAACUGCUUAAAGCCAUUCUUGGAAUUUAAUGGCCUUGAUGGAGAAUUUUAUCAAAAGGGCAAAACAGUUUCUGAGGGUUUGGCUUGUUUUUAUAGAAAAGACAGAUUUAGAUUGAUAGAGGACAGCAGUAUAUUAUUAGCUGAUGCAAUAAAACAAGAAUCCUAUUUAAAACCAAUUUGGCACCACUUGGAAAGUAAUGCACCAUUAGUAGAAAGGUUACUAGAUCGAUCUACAGUGGCAAGUGCUUCAGUUUUACAAUUUUGUGAUUACCCAGAUGAGGUACUGCUUAUUGGCAAUACUCAUUUAUACUUCCACCCUGAUGCUGAUCACAUAAGAUUGAUACAGGGUGGUAUUGUUAUUUACUGGCUGCAGCACCUAAAGGAUGAUUUGCAGAAAAGGUUGCCAAAUAAGAGAAUUUCUGUAAUGCUUUUUGGGGACUUUAACAGUGUCCCAUCAUGUGGCAUUUACAAGCUUUACACAACUGGAAUCGCACCUGACACUUUACCUGACUGGAAAUCAAAUGAGAAAGAAGCUGUAACUGGCUUAAAUCUUACACAGAACAUUCAACUUGCUAGUGCUUGUGGAACUCCUGAAUUCACAAAUUUUACCGAGGGAUUUGCUGACUGCCUUGAUUAUAUUUUUUAUGAAAAAAAUAAUUUAGAAGUACAACAGGUUGUUCCAUUUCCUAGCAAUGAAGAACUACGCGCCCAUGUUGCACUGCCUAGUAUUGUUUUUCCAUCUGAUCACAUCGCUAUUAUAUCAGAUUUAAAAAUAAAGUGCAACCAUGAAUCAGUUUAUGUAAAAAAAUAAAGUCCAAUCAAAUUAUGUAAAUCUACCAUACAAAAGUUGACCAUAUUGAAUGGCAGAGCAGUCCGUGAAGUUUGUAAAUAGGGGGUAUUACAUUA
This is a messenger RNA of Aricia agestis (brown argus), 2099 nucleotides long. RefSeq names its product 2',5'-phosphodiesterase 12. Gene Ontology annotation, molecular function: 3'-5'-RNA exonuclease activity. Gene Ontology annotation, biological process: nuclear-transcribed mRNA catabolic process, deadenylation-dependent decay. Gene Ontology annotation, cellular component: mitochondrion. The record is from RefSeq and is a predicted model, not a curated record. NCBI's taxonomy places the organism in Eukaryota, Metazoa, Arthropoda, Insecta, Lepidoptera, Lycaenidae. The coding region runs from base 214 to 2004 and encodes 596 amino acids. The transcript is spliced from 8 exons.